AUGAGGUUCGCCGAUCUGCUCGUGGCUACGGCCGCUAUCUCCAGCGCCGUCGCGGUGCCUACCCAGACCAGGAAGCGCGCGAGUCCUUUCCAGUUCACCGGCGUAAGCGAGUCGGGAGCCGAGUUCGGUAACUUGGCUCUUCCCGGACAACUUGGCAAGGACUACACUUGGCCCGACCACAAUGCCAUCUCUACCUUGAUCCAGAAGGGUUUCAACACCUUCCGUAUCCCAAUUAUGAUGGAGCGUAUCAUCCCGGACAAGUUAACCGGCUCCGUCAACGAGACCUACGCUGUCGGUCUUGACGACAUCGUCACAUACAUCACCGGCCAGGGCGCCUACGCCGUCGUAGACCCGCACAACUUCGGGCGAUACUACGACAAGAUCAUCACGGACGUGUCGGGCUUCGGCGCGUGGUGGACGACGGUAGCCAAGCGCUACGCGUCCAACGAGAAGGUCAUCUUCGACACCAACAACGAGUUCCACGACGAGGACAACGCCCUCGUCGGCCAGCUCAACCAGGCCGCCAUCGACGCCAUCCGCGGCGCCGGCGCUACUUCGCAGUACAUCUUCGUCGAGGGGAACUCGUGGACCGGAGCUUGGCAUUGGGUCUCCAGCGGUACCUCUGAGGCCAUGGGUAAACUGACCGACCCCCAGGACAAGAUCAUCUACGAGAUGCACCAAUACCUCGACUCCGACGGCUCCGGCACAUCCGAAGCCUGCGUCUCCGCAACAAUCGGCAAGGAGCGUCUCGCCGACGCCACCGCCUGGCUCAAGGCCAACAACAAGAAGGGCUUGAUCGGCGAGACCGCCGGCGGCGCCAACGCGCAGUGCAUCGAAGCCGUCAAGGGCCUGCUGGCGCAUAUGCAGGAGAACUCGGACGUCUGGACUGGAUGGUUGUGGUGGGGUGCUGGUCCUUGGUGGGCUGACUACAUGUACUCGAUCGAGCCGCCGUCCGGAACCGCGUUUACGAAGGUGUUGCCGUCGUUGGCGGAUUUCAUCUAA
This is a messenger RNA of Daldinia childiae, 1002 nucleotides long. RefSeq names its product putative endo-beta-1,4-glucanase B. The record is from RefSeq and is a predicted model, not a curated record. The transcript is spliced from 7 exons. Lineage: Eukaryota; Fungi; Ascomycota; Sordariomycetes; Xylariales; Hypoxylaceae. Gene Ontology annotation, biological process: glucan catabolic process. Bases 1 to 1002 code for a protein of 333 amino acids. Gene Ontology annotation, molecular function: hydrolase activity, hydrolyzing O-glycosyl compounds.